AUGGGUGCCCUAGAUUCGAGGCAGUCUUCAUGGGGCAAAGACGGGAUUGGUGUUUGGCCGCAGCUGGUGUACGGAUCCAAGCGGACUUUAGGUGAUGGCCCAUGGGGAAGCGCGCAUACCCCAUUGGUGGAUGCCCAACACGACCGCUUCGAUGUUUUAGGCCUGAUGAGUAUCGCACUCGCAGGAUCCAUAAUCUCAAUGCAACGGGGCAAGCUCAGGCUGGUGCUUUUUCCCCAUAGGGUUUGUGUACCACAGGCAAGUCCUCCCAGUCCACCCCAUCUGAUAGCUCACACCGCAUUUCAGACGCCGAACUGUAGCCAGAACGCUGUGGGCUACUUGGCCAAUGUAGCGCUUCCAUCCACUGAAAGCGUACUUUGGCCAUUUAACUUGUUUAUGGAGGGUAACAGGUCUCCCGUUUCGACUUUACGUCAAGCGCAGUCGCGACAAUUCAGUCACAGAAGCGCAUGCCACCCAAUACGUCCCGACAACACCUGUGCUCCUAAUGGGAACGUCGGUACACCCCUGGUACUCAUGACGCGCGUCGAGGAACGCCUCUGGAGAGAGGCCUCUGGAGAGAGAGCGGACUGCACACUAGCUCAACGAGCCGUCGGAUGCCUAGCUGAGCACCUUUACGGACCCUAUGGCUGGAUGGCUGGCACAAGUCCGCCAGCUGGGCUCCUUCUGGGUCGGCUGUCUGUGGAUUAUGUGCACGCCCUCCCCGGUGCGGGGUCCCUUCGGAAGAGUUCCAUGGACAGUAUUAUUGCAUUCUGCCCCUUGGUGCCGAUCUGCAAGUGCAGGAGGUUGCAAAGUACCACAGUGUACAUUUGA
Laccaria bicolor S238N-H82 is the source of this 828-nucleotide messenger RNA. RefSeq lists its product as uncharacterized. The record is from RefSeq and is a predicted model, not a curated record. The coding region runs from base 1 to 828 and encodes 275 amino acids. The transcript has 6 exons. NCBI's taxonomy places the organism in Eukaryota, Fungi, Basidiomycota, Agaricomycetes, Agaricales, Hydnangiaceae.